AUGAAUAGCAUUUGGAACAAGGAGAAGAACUUCGAUGACGAAUAUGAGGUGUACACAUCAGCUGCCCUCGCAGAUGCCGGCUUCCCGCACGGAAGCUUUGAACUCUUUGCAUUGCUAUCUGGUGGUGACUACAGUGCAGGUGUAAUGGAUUGCGGCCCUGCCAUCACUCAGGCCAUGGGGGAUGCCUUCACCGAAUUCCUUGUGGAAUGGCGGGUCGCUAUGCAAGACGAACUCAGGACAAACUCCCUAGGCCAGAUGAGUAGCCACCAGCCACAUGUUGCCGACAAUAUCCUUGACAAUUUUCCUGACUGA
This is a messenger RNA of Cyclocybe aegerita, 312 nucleotides long. The record is from the annotation of a GenBank genome assembly. Lineage: Eukaryota; Fungi; Basidiomycota; Agaricomycetes; Agaricales; Hemipholiotaceae.